AUGGAAGAGAUGGGGAAGACUGAUAUCCAGCUGCAGAGACCUAUAAAGACGGAGUGGAAUCCCCGGUGUGUCCUCUUCACCUAUUUCCAAGGGGACAUCGGCAGCGUAGUGGACGAACACUUCUCCAGAGCUCUGAGCAAUGUCAAGAGCCCCCAGGGAUUGAGCCCCUUGAGCCAGAGCACAGACGUGAUCCUGAGGAAUGAUAGUGACAUGCCUCCAAAUCAGUGGCGUUUCUCUUCUCCGUGGACAAAGCCAGAGCCAGAAGCAUCUUUUGCAUAUGGUGCCACCAACUGCAGCUUGAAUGGGCCCAGUCUCAUGACUCCGGAUCAGUACCCAGUGUCCCUGGCGGGCAGCCCCUCCAUUCAGUCUGAUGAGCUGUGGCAUUACCCCUCCCUAGGCAGCCCCAGCUCCUCAGAGCCUGGCUACUCUCAGGCCUACUCCAGUGCGCACAUGGUUCCAGAGCCCCAGCCUGACGGGAAAUAUGAGCCCUUCCUAAGUCUCCUCCAGCAAGACCGACACCUAGCCCAUCCUCAGGAAUCCGCAGUGUGGGAGGAUUGCAGCUCUGCCCAGGUAGCCAGAAGCGUGGGAUUGCUCUGCGACCUGCCUCCCAGCUCAGCCCACGGUGUUCAGCUGGACCUUGGUGACAUCUUCCAGCCUUCCACAGGGGCCCACCUGGCUUCCACAAACAAUGAAGCUUUCCCCUUUAGCUCUUUCACUGUUAGUGACAUCUGGGAACCAUUAGCUCUUUUCAGCACAGAGCCCUUGGGGCGACCCAUGUGGAUGGCCACUGAAUCUUAG
Molecule: messenger RNA, 798 nt
Organism: Mirounga angustirostris (Northern elephant seal)
Lineage: Eukaryota; Metazoa; Chordata; Mammalia; Carnivora; Phocidae
Gene: VGLL1
Product: vestigial like family member 1
Exons: 3
Coding region: 1-798 (265 amino acids)
Biological process (GO): regulation of transcription by RNA polymerase II
Cellular component (GO): nucleus
Source: RefSeq, a predicted model, not a curated record